Messenger RNA from Fundulus heteroclitus (mummichog), 2664 nucleotides. RefSeq names its product synaptotagmin X (gene syt10). Lineage: Eukaryota; Metazoa; Chordata; Actinopteri; Cyprinodontiformes; Fundulidae. Gene Ontology annotation, molecular function: clathrin binding; phosphatidylserine binding; syntaxin binding. Gene Ontology annotation, cellular component: membrane. The record is from RefSeq and is a predicted model, not a curated record. Gene Ontology annotation, biological process: calcium-ion regulated exocytosis; cellular response to calcium ion; regulation of dopamine secretion. Bases 142 to 1761 code for a protein of 539 amino acids. The transcript is spliced from 8 exons.
CUCCGUCACCCCGCUCGCCGGUUACUCUAAUCGCGGGAACGCAACGCUGCCAGUCGCUCCUCAGCCUCUUGGUGCGCGCAGGUUAUGGAUGAGGACGCAGCGCGCCUCCCUGCAGUCUGCGGCGCGUAGAAAGGUGCCCAAAUGAACCGACGCCCUCCCGGCUCGUCUGGAGUGCAAUGGCUUAACAGAAGAGACAUGAAUGUCCGGGCGGACGACAGCAUCACCCUGUGCCAAAGGGCUCUCCAGAUCGUUACGGAACUUUGCCUUGCCGGACACGUGGAUCGAGAGAAAUGCGCUGACAUUUUCCCCUUGGAGAGCAGCAUACAAGGUAAAGGACACGCAGACAUCUCUAUCAGUCUCCUUGCUGUGGUCGUGGGUUUCUGUGGCCUCGCCUUGUUGGUAGUCUCUCUCUUUGUCUUUUGGAAGCUGUGCUGGCCCAUUUGGCGGAGCAAGACUCUGUCAGCCCACGUCGAAAAUGGCCUCCACGUGGGUUUCCCUGAGGUGCCUCCUCCCAGCUCCACUCCUGUCAUCGAGUGCAAAGUGGCGGAGGUGGAGAAGAAACACCCGCCGGAGGUGAAAGUGAACGGACGGAGCUCAAUGAAGUACCUUGAAGGAGCUAUGAAGAUCAGUCAGACGUCGCCAGACAUCCCUGCAGAGGUGCAAACAGCCCUGAGGGAGAAGAUCAGCAAACAGCCUUCAAAGAUCCAGAGGCAGACGACUGAGCCAACAUCCUCCUCCAGGCACAAUUCAUUCCGGCGCCACCUGCCUCGUCAAAUGAAUGUUAGCAGCUUAGACUUCAGCAUGGACAAAGUGCCUCUCCGCCAGUCGUCCACAGUGAGUAUUGGAAGGAUAAAACCCGAACUGUACAAGCAGAAGUCUGUAGACUCGGAGGACGAGGCCAAAGGCCACGUAGAAAUCUGUGGGAAGCUGAGCUUCUCGCUGCACUACGACUACGAGGAGGAGGCCUUAGUCGUGAAGAUCCUCAAGGCCUUGGACCUGCCUGCCAAAGACUUCACAGGCACCUCCGACCCAUACGUGAAGAUCUACCUGCUGCCAGAUAGGAAGAAGAAGUUCCAGACGCGAGUCCACCGCAAGAAUCUGAACCCCACGUUUGAUGAGACCUUCCGUUUCCCCGUGGCGUACGAUGAGAUUUGCAACCGCAAGCUGCACUUCAGCGUCUACGACUUUGACCGUUUCAUGAGCCACGACAUGAUUGGCGAGGUUGUGGUGGACAACCUUUUUGAACUCUCUGAUCUUUCAAGGGAGGCCGUAGUCUGGAAGGAUAUCCACGCAGCAACCACAGAGAGCAUUGACUUGGGAGAGAUCAUGUACUCAUUGUGCUACCUGCCCAAAGCGGGUAGAAUGACCCUAACAGUCAUCAAAUGCAGAAACCUCAAAGCCAUGGACAUCACUGGCGCUUCAGAUCCGUACGUGAAGGUUUACCUGGUAUGUAACGGACGGAGGCUGAAGAAGAGGAAGACGACAACCAAGAAAAGCACACUCAAUCCCGUUUACAACGAGGCCAUCAUCUUUGACAUUCCUCCAGAGAACGUGGAACAAGUCAGUCUGUCCAUCAUGGUGAUGGAUUAUGAUCGGGUUGGACACAAUGAGGUGAUCGGUGUGUGCCGAGCCGGGCCAGAUGCUGUGGGCCUUGGACGAGGUCACUGGAACGAAAUGUUGGCUUACCCGCGGAAACCCAUCACACACUGGCACGCUCUGGGAGAGGAAAAUACAGUGGCAGGGAAGAGCUGCAAGCUUUGAGAGUCAAAGUUCGCCCAAACCUCUGCAGACCCCCUGACGACUCCAGGUACAGUCAGAACGUCGCUGCUGGGGGGAAACCAGACAUUGGUUUUCACCGUUCUCCAGGGCAUGUAUGGAAAAGUGAAUCAUUUCCUCUGUGGUUGAAUUAUUCACUUGAUUCCAAAUUAUUUUAGUGCUCCACAGAGACAGCUAUGCACUGCACUCAAUUGCAUUCAACUCAAGAGUCUCUUGAGGUUUAUUUUGCAAACGGUUUACACAGAUACUAUGAAUAAUAGGUAUCUCUUCUAGGGGUCCAUUGUAGUCCACUUGCAACUAUUUGAGCCCUUUCAGUAUUAUUAGGAAGAUAGUUUAGCCCUAGCUCAUUACCACAAUGCCACUAUAAUUUGAUAUUACACAAAGCUGAAGGGCUAUGCUCCUCAGAGCCAGGCAAACAUUUAGUGGUGAAUAAACAAGUCACAAUCAGAUAACUGCAGGUAAUAAAACAUCUGCAAUUCAGUAAAAUUAACCUUUGACAUUUAGAAAAACAGCAGCAUGUAGCAAACAAGCGAAUGAGCAGACUGAUGGCGAUCAAUGAAGUACAAGUUUGUCUGAAAAUGUUUUGUGGUAUGUUUGUUUCUGAAAGCCAGACUGAGUCUUAAAUCUACUAAAAUGUAAUAUUUUUUACCAACACAAUAGUAUUUAGGUAGCAAAUAAAAUUUGCUAAAUUAAAAAGUAAAAUUGGAUGAAGUAUUCGACUCACAACUUUACACUUCAUUCAUGCUAGUUAAAGGAGCAUAGUGUACGUUCCAGGAUGUUUGCAGACGCCUGCCCCCUUGUGGCGACAACUUGAAAUGACACCAGUGUUGUGCAUAGGAGAAGGGGAAAAGCAUCUGCUGCUGCACAGGUCUUUUGUUUAGAAGUGUA